Capsella rubella is the source of this 794-nucleotide messenger RNA. RefSeq lists its product as uncharacterized. The record is from RefSeq and is a predicted model, not a curated record. The transcript has a single exon. Lineage: Eukaryota; Viridiplantae; Streptophyta; Magnoliopsida; Brassicales; Brassicaceae. The coding region runs from base 135 to 617 and encodes 160 amino acids.
UAUUCCCUUUACCUCUUCCCUCCUCCUUCCACUAUGAGUACUCUCAUUCUCAUUCUCACUCACACGAAGCAACGAAUCUCUCUAUCUCUUCCUCCAAAUCAAAACCAAAUCUCAAAUGAUCGAAUCACACAAAAAUGUCUCUGCAAAAAUUCAAGCUUCUCGCUACUCAUUGCAGCACCGUCGCGGAGAGUCCAACGCGUAGUCCAGUAAUCCACCUCCGCCGUCGUAAAACGCUGCGUUUGUUACUAACAAGAUCAUCUUCAGAUCGGUGGAGGUUACCUGAGAUCCAAAACAACGUAGAUGAAUCGACGAAAUCUGAUAAGAGAGGUAAGAUCCGAUCUCGACGGAAGCUUAGAGAGCUUUUUGUUUCGUCGCCUCCGUUUGAGAAAAGUGUCGGCGGUGGCGGAGGAGGCGAUAAGGGGAAGAAGAAGAUGGAGGUCGAGGAUGAUGACGGCGUUAAUGAUAAUAAUAACGGAGGUGGUGGUGAAGAGAUAACGGCGGCGAGGAGUGUAGUGGGCUUUACUGGGUCUGUUAGGCCCAUGUCGUCUGUUACACUACGAUGUAGGUUACUUCGACGAGCUUGGCGUCCCGUUCUUGUAACUAUUCCUGAACAAUAAUAAUUAAACUCUUGUAACAAAAAUAAAACUUAAUUUAACAUUUUUGUCGGUUGUUUAUAUAUUCUUGUUCUUGAUUUUGCCAAAUUCGUUAAGUCUAAUUCAUUUUGUGAAAAAUUUAUGACAAAAAUUUGAUAGAAUGGUUCGUAUUUGUAUGAAUUUUGUAUUUGAUAUUUUAAA